Messenger RNA from Lymnaea stagnalis (great pond snail), 1182 nucleotides. Lineage: Eukaryota; Metazoa; Mollusca; Gastropoda; Lymnaeidae. The record is from the annotation of a GenBank genome assembly.
UUGAAAGAUCUUAUCGUAAUCAGUGGUUCUCUAAAAAACGUAAUUGCAAGAUGCCUUGGCCCUAAAUGCCAGAGAACACUACUGACCUCCAGUACAGGACAUACUGUUUUAACUAAAGAUGGACUCAGUAUCUUGGAAUCAUUACACUUUGCCCACCCUGUUUCCAGAUGCAUUCUUGAUAGCUUGAGGACCUUCCGUAGUAAUUAUGGUGAUGGUUGUAAAACAUUUGUUAUAUACUUGCAUCACUUAUUGACUGCUAUCGAAGAGGAAUGCAUGAAACAAGAUUGUGAUAGCACAUCAUUGAAAGUAAAAGUUGCAAAGUACCUGCAUGAAUUCCUAAGUAAUGAUCUGGGUAGUGUAUAUGCCACCCUGCAGGAUUAUAUUCACAAGCAGCUCAAUAGUGUGAUGUCACAAGACCAGAUCAGUUUAAAUGCCUUGUUACAAAAUGUGGUCAAAACAUAUUUGGGAGGCGCUUACUCUGAGGAGAUAGAGUUACACCUUGCAGAAAUUAUUAUAUCAUAUUUAAAUAGCACCAACUUCACAUCAGCAGAGGUAUCUUUAGCCUUGGAGUGGUUUGACAACUGUGUGAACAUUUUAAAUUUGGUGUCAGAUUACAGCAAUUCAUGUGUCAAAGAGGGUAUUUUUCUUUCCGGCUUCAUCUUUAUGACUUCAGUCCCUGUUACUUUUAACACUAUUAUCAUGCAGUGCCCCAUAGAAGGAUACAGAGAGGAUGACUGUGGGGAUGUUUUAAAACUUUCCUCAAAUUAUUUAGAUAGUGUUGUGACUUACAAAACAAAAGUUGUUCAUCAGUUUCUGCUCGGCUUGACCAAGCACAAGGUGUCCUUAAUUUUGACAUCUCAUAGAGUUCCUGAUUAUAUCUUGCAGAUGUGCAGUGAGCUUAAAAUCAAUCUUGUGUGUUGCCUUGAAAAGUCUGAUCUCGACUUUGUAUCAUUCAACACAAAAAAGUUACCAGUGACAAGCAUCCACGAUGAUUUGACAUCAUCAAACUUAAUAGCUCCAGAUUCCUAUGAAUAUGCUGCCAUAGGCGGAAAGGAGUUUUUGAAACUGCUGUUAGACAGAAGUGGCCUAAUUUGGUAUCCUAGUUGCCUGUUUUUAUGCAGCCCUUUAGAUAGUUUAGCUCAGCAACUGAAAGAAAUUAUACGAAAAAGUCUCAAACUUGUU